Molecule: messenger RNA, 5608 nt
Organism: Polyodon spathula (Mississippi paddlefish)
Lineage: Eukaryota; Metazoa; Chordata; Actinopteri; Acipenseriformes; Polyodontidae
Product: interleukin-18 receptor accessory protein-like
Exons: 10
Coding region: 2985-4724 (579 amino acids)
Biological process (GO): interleukin-18-mediated signaling pathway
Molecular function (GO): interleukin-18 receptor activity; interleukin-1 receptor activity
Source: RefSeq, a predicted model, not a curated record
CUCCAAAACAGCCUACUUAGCUUUAAAAUAACAAUUUUCUGAAGAGAAAUCUCAACUUUCAUUUUUGUGUGAAUGUACAUAUUCUUCAUUAUAGUCACAAAUUUGAUAACAUUUCAGUUAUACUGUCCGGGAGCCAACUGAGCAUUUCCAAUCAGUCUUAAUCAAUAGAUAAGUAAGAUGCAGAAGCUUGAGAUUAUAUAUGGAUGCUAAAGGGAAUGUGUCAUGUGGAAUGCAAUGCCCAGUUUACUAAGAGUCUUUACUAAGCACAACUGAACAAAAUUACAAAAUGUUUAGUAACGCGAGUUAACAAAAAAAAUAUGCUUGAGUUACACAAUACUUGUUCAGAAAGGAGAUCCUUAACAUUACAUUAACUCCAAGUAAACUACAGGAAUAACAGAAAGGGAGGUGUUUGAUUCUUAAGUAAGGUACUCAUUCUUUUUUAUUGACCGGUGUACGACGAAUUCAGUGCCCCCUAGGAUUCAUGUGUCCCUGAUGGAUGUGCGUGGAAUUUGUCAUUGCAAUCCACAGGAGAGAGCUUAUAUUGCUUCUGGAUGGCAGAUGUUUAUGUAAACUUGUGAUUUCAGAGAUUCUACAUCCAGAAUAGAUUGUUUGAAAAUUGUAACAAAAAAAAACCCACAAAAAAAACACAAAAAAAAAAACGCAACAGAUUCAGGUGGGUAAUUAAAUGAAGUCUUGUGACAAAUUAUUUGUGUAUUUUUUCAGACCACAAUAAACAAAUUGAGGCACUGUUGUUUAUAUUUAUUAUUAUUACUACACAACCAAUCUACAACGUAUAGCUGAAUGCAGUUAUUGUAUAAUUCAGUUAAAUGCAGUACAAUCUUCUAAAUAUUUAUUAACUUAUUUAGUUGUAAGUAAUUUCAUUCCUGCCAGCUUUUCAGAACUGUCGCACCAAAUACAGAGAAACCAACAGAAACGUUGAACUUGAAAGGCGAUUAUUAUUAAUUAUUUAUUUGCCACCUGUAAAAGAAUCAUAGUAACAGGUUUUGCCCUGUAGUGCAUUUACAGUUCUCAAACAUCUGCAUUUGCAGAUGUUAAAACACAAGGGGACACUGAAAUGCAGUGUCCCUCCUGGAAACCAAGCAGCAGUUAUCCAAAAAGUACCAAACUUUGACAGUGUGUGUGUCUCUGUCAACUGUAUACACAGUAAGGUUUGUCACUCUGCUGUGUAUUUGCACUCAAUAAACAAAUGUAAAAUUAUUUACAUUUGCCCUGAAAAAUUGGGUGUCCCCUGUGUAGAUCAAGCAGGAGCUUUCUAAAAAGUACCAAACUUAUAUUGUUAUUGUGUCUCUCUUUCGCGUGCAUACUAAAUAGGUUUUCUCACUCUGGUGUGUAUUUGUACUCAAUAAACACGGGGACACCACUUUUUUUCGGGGGCACCUUUUUGUACAAUCGCCCUGGAAAAUUUGGUGCCCCCUCUGUGAAUCAAGCAGGAGCUUUCCAAAAAGUACCAAACUUUAACAUGCUAACUGAACCAUUACUGUAUUGUCAAUUGUGAUAACUUGAGAGACACACUAACCGUAUAAGUUUGGUACUUUUUGAAAAGCUCCUGCUUGAUUCACAGAGGGGGCACCAAAUUUUCCAGGGCAACUGGAAAAAAUGGUGCCCCCUUGUUUAUUGAGUACAAAUACACACCAGAGUGACAAAACAAUAAACAAUACAGAGGUACUUAAUAUCAACACGGUAAAUAUUAAUUAAUGUAAACAUUAUCUAACUAAAACUGCGAGACCUAAACAUAUUUCACGAAUCUAGUAUAGGCUAGUAGUAGCUUGUUCACUUUCCGAUCACAAAUACGCUUGUUAAUUUACCUUCUACUUUAUGAAUACAACCCUUUAUCCAAUUGCUGUACUCUUUCUGCUGUAUUUUUUUCAGAAUUCUCGCAUUAUUAUCUGUCCAAUCAUCAAUUUCUUCAACUUUUAUUUGAGGCACACAUAAUAAAGAUUUCGUCCACAUAGUGGUACUAUCAGUAGCUGCGGCAGCAAUGACAGUUGCUUGCAGACCAAGUCUCGUUUUCAACCAAACAUGGCCGCUGCGUGAAUAAGGUGUAUUGCACAGACACAGGUAAACAAAGCAGCGACGGGAACACAACAAUUACAGUACAAAAGCACAUGUCGUUACAACACAUUAAUGUUUUGUCAUUCUUGGGGCCAAAUCCCAUCAGAACAAUGGCUACAAAAUUACCAUAUUGCACAUACUUGUGUAGAAUCAUAUUGGAUAUAAACUAAAUGAAAACGCAUGGUGCUCUGAGGAAUAAGCACAGGUGUCUGUCUGUGUUAAUCACUUCAUAAAAAUAAUGUUCCUGAUUAACCUAGCACAUUUUUUUAAGUUUUCACUACAAUUGUCAUAACCUAAGUGGUUAUUUAUGUUAUUUUGAGAAACGGUAGUAGCUGCAUGAAAACCAGGAAAUUUUUAAGAUUUUGAGAAAUGUCCGAUGAUUAAUGGGAAACCAGGACUUCUGGUCACCCUGUCUGUAAGCUGCCUUUUGUUUUUCAGGAAUAUAAAGAAUUGUGGCUGUAGACAAGUUACAGAACAGGAACCCGUUGCCAUAGAUACCACACCAGGAAAGGCUGUUCCUUAUUACUUUUGAGUCAUAUCCUGCUGUACGUUGAGUUCAACAACAUUAAUUGUACAACUCCAUGGGGGGGAUUGCAGUUUUCCGUUACAAACUAAACACUGUGUCCUAAAUUACUUCCUCGUGUUUUGCAAGUGGAAGUAAAAAGCUGUGCUGCUGUCUUUGCCAGAUAAACUCUAGUACUAAAGAAGAUGAGAAAGGAAAUCCAUAUUUCUAAGGAACACUGCAUUGUGACGUUUUGCGUUAAUGACCAAAUUAUUCUUUCAUGUGUCUCUUUGUAAGCUGAAAACAGGAAAACAUUGGGUACCUGCAAUGCAAGACGUGAACAGUACACGACCCUUGGAAAGGCAGCGAAGACUGGACAGAUGCUGUUAAUGCCUUUCACAAAGCGAACAUGCAGACUGGAGUGUACUGGGCAUUGGCAGUGAUUUUGCUGUUGCCUGGUGUCCAAGUGACUUUUUAUACAUUUCAGGAAACUGAAGGUUUCUUGACUGGAAUGCAGCCAAGUGGAUAUAUAGCUUUAGCUGGAGAUCAAUUCAUAAUGCAAUGUGCUUCACCAAAUCAAUCAGUUAUCUAUGAUGAGUCCGAGAGCUAUCAAAACAAAGUUGCAUGGUUUCGACAUUAUCAGAAUGGGGGCCAGGUACAGCCGGUUGGCAAUGGACAGGAGAACAUUAUCCCAAAAGGAAAUUUCUUAUGGUUUCCAAAACUGGAAACUGUUCACUCAGGGGUAUAUUCUUGUCAAAUAAGGGAUGAGAAGAUAUACCUCACACUAGAUGUUAACCAGAAAAAUAAGACGCACUGCCAGGGUUAUGCACACAGCACAGUAGACCUACUGUCUGGUAGUGGUGACUCAAUAACCUGUCCUGCUGUGACUUGUUACAGUGCUUCGGGGCAUUUGCCUGUGAGAUGGUACAAGAAUGGAAAACUUGUGAAAUUGAACAAAAGCAGACCAACGUUGGAACUUGAAAAUGAAAAACUUGUACUAAAGACAGUCUAUACAACAGACGCUGCCAAUUACACAUGUGAUUUAAUCUACAGUGAAAACAAUACUGUGAGGAUUGUGAGAAGAAUGUUAACAGUCAGAGUUUUUGGACAAGAAACUAAGAGACCACCAUCUAUUCUCAACCUCAAUGGUGUGGAGACUAUUGAAGCAGAACUUGGGAAACCUUUAACACUGGAGUGCAGAGUUAAUUUUGGUUUUGAAAGAAACUUUUCACCUACAAUUAAAUGGUUAGUCAAUAGCAGUGACAACUCAAAAGACAUCAGCCUGGAAUUAGAAGAAAGCCAAAUUGUCAAGGAUGACAGAAAAGGAAAAACUAUUAUCCACACAGCUUACUUGAGUAAAGUGACUGAAAGACACUUUAUUGCCACAUUUACCUGCUUUGCACAGAACUUUCAAGGGAACACAACUGGUAUAUUGAGGCUUAAAAAGAGUCCAGUGAAUGGGCCUUUUCUAACAUACGUUUUGUGUGGAAUUAUUUCGACAGUCAUUUUCAUAUUUGGUGGAAGUACCUACAUAUAUAUUCACUGGAUUGAAAUAGUUUUGUUGCACCGAAGUUAUUUUCCAUACGAUGAAACCAUUGGAGAUGGGAAGGAAUAUGAUGCCUUUAUAUCGCAUGCUAAACACUCUUCUGAAGACAUUUUGGAAGAUGAAGAUGGAGGUGGUGUUACAGAAGAUAUGUUUGUGUUGAAGCUCCUCCCAGAGUUCUUGGAGCAGCAGUGCGGAUACAAGUUAUGCUUCCUUGAAAGAGAUGUGCUACCAGGAGGAGCUUACGCAGAAGACAUUGUUUCAUCUAUCAAAAGAAGCAGAAGAGUGAUUUAUGUCCUCAGCCCAAGAUACAUAAGCAGCCCUUGCAUUUUUGAACUGCAGACAGGAAUCAAUCACCUGUUGGUCGACGAUCAAUUUAAACUGAUUCUGAUCAAGUUCAGGCCAUUGCCCGAAGUGGAUACCCUCCCUCUUGUAGUCAAGAAGGCACUAACGAUUUUACCAGCAAUGAAAUGGAAUGGUUCCAAAUCUAAUCAUUCUAAUUCUACAUUUUGGAAGAAUGUCAGGUAUUACAUGCCAGUAAAAAAAACAAAAGUCUCCAGUGGUGAGACCCUGGAUUGUGAUGAGUCUCCAGCAGAUUUAGUUUGAUAUUUUGUACUACAAUAUUUUGUAACAAUUGUAAGUCACCCUUGAUAAAUAAUAAUAGUUUCUGUUCCACAGCCUGCAGCGAUGGAGUGUGGAUCUUUGUAGAACAACAAAGAUUUAAAGUGGAUUUGCAAAAUGUAUACAAUGUUUAAAUGUGUGGUUUAAGAUCAUCAGAUCCUUGAAGCCCUUCUACCUUGAUGGAAAAAUAGGGUAAAUAAUGAUGCAAAAACAUGAAUCCCAUUGGGUGCCUUUGUAGGUAUUCACUGGCAUUUUAAUGAGUUCUUGGUUUAGUUAUUUUUUUUCUUGGCCACUCAGUAAAUCAAUUCUUUAAAGGAUAGGUAGUUUAAAUUGUCAUUUGUAUUGUUUUUUUGUUUUUUUUUAUAAUGCCCUUACAUUUUGUAUGGUGUUAUCAGUGAGUUCUGGAUUAUAUUGCUCUCAUAUUGAGUUACAGUGUUCCUUUUCUUUUCUAAAUUUGCCUACCUGGCUGUUUUUUAUUUUGACAGCUGUAAAUAGACUGUCUUGUUGAAAUAAGCUCUCCUAAGUUAUUGUCUGUGAUAAACAGGCAUGCCCAUGGAAAAGAUUAUUAUUAUUAUUAUUAUUAUUAUUAUUAUUAUUAUUAUUAUUAUUAUUAUUAUUAUUAUUUAUUAUUCCUUUAUCCAAGGUGACUUACAGGUGUUACUGGGCUGUACAGUAUUGCAAUGCAAGAUUAAGAGUGUGCUAUAGAGUGAUCAAUGUUUACUUGUUGUGUUAUUCUACAAUAAGUGAAACUAUUACAUUUUACUGUUUAUACAUCAAGUUUGGGCACUAAUGGGUUAAGUAUAACGAUAAGUGUAUAAAAUAUUUAUAUUUGAAUUAGGCUAUAUACUGUGUGUGUGUGUGUGUGUGUG